AUGGAUUAUGAAUUUGUAACACAGAAUUCGUUUCGUGAACCAAAUCGAAGUGAUUCCGACAAUAUUCUUGACGAAAUAUUGAACGGCGAGAAGGAAAACAAUGAUAAAAAUGGCAAUUUUGAUUUGAAUUUUAAAACUGUUAAGGUAUCCAAUUAUUCGGAUAUAUCGGAUUUUGACGACUCGGACGCAAUUCUCGUAGAGGCCUCACAGAAUGCCGAAAUAAAAGAAGCGGAGUUUAAGGAACAGAAAACAGCAAGAUUUUUGGCCCCACUUUCAGAAUCACAGCUGAAAAAUCUCAAGGAAAGCGCAAUACCUGUGAACACAAGAAAUAAAGCUAAAUGGGCCGUGCGUCUAUUCGAGUCUUGGCAGAAGGAAAGAUCUAUAGAGAAACCACUGUUACAAAUGACAAAUAAAGAACUAAAUAACCAGCUUACUUCAUUUGUCACAGAGCUGAAAACAUUGAAAGGCAAUGAUUACAAACCAAAUUCCCUCUAUGAAAUAAUUGUGGCAAUACAACACCAUCUACGUUCUAAUGGAAAAUUCAUUUCUCUCUUAGAUGACAGUGAGUUUUCCGAUCUUCGUGCAAUUCUUGACGCGAAAAUGAAGGAACUGUCUAAACUUGGUUUGGGAAUAAACAAAAAACAGGCACUUGUUAUCACCGAGGAACAAGAAAAUAUUAUGUGGGAGAAGGAAAUUCUUGGUUCUCAAAGUCCACAGCAACUUCUUGAUACAAUGCUGGAGGGCUAA
Molecule: messenger RNA, 747 nt
Organism: Saccostrea cuccullata (small rock oyster)
Lineage: Eukaryota; Metazoa; Mollusca; Bivalvia; Ostreida; Ostreidae
Exons: 2
Coding region: 1-747 (248 amino acids)
Source: RefSeq, a predicted model, not a curated record